GAAAAGAGAUUUGUAUAAAUACUUGGAAUAUAUCUUUAGCUAAUUCAGAAAGUGAUAUUUCAAUACCUGUAGUUGUGGAAGAAGUAAAAAAGAAAAAAUCUAAGCUUGAAUCUGUUCGUAUUUUUGAUCAACAUCUUGUUAGUAAAAAUUCAAUAAAAAAGAUAGAUGAAAUUUCAGAAGCAAAAGAAACUAUAUCACCUGAAAUCACGCGAGAAACUGAAGAUUCUUUAGAACUCUUUAAAAGAACGCAAAAAAAUGCUAAAAAAAGUAGAGCAGUUGUGCAUGCUGAUAUUUUUAAACUAUCUACUCUUAAUUCGAAAGUAUAG
This is a messenger RNA of Ambispora gerdemannii, 326 nucleotides long. The record is from the annotation of a GenBank genome assembly. Lineage: Eukaryota; Fungi; Glomeromycota; Glomeromycetes; Archaeosporales; Ambisporaceae.